Molecule: messenger RNA, 8374 nt
Organism: Megalopta genalis
Lineage: Eukaryota; Metazoa; Arthropoda; Insecta; Hymenoptera; Halictidae
Source: RefSeq, a predicted model, not a curated record
CCGCAUAAUAUUAUUCGAGUAAUCGUUUAUAAUUUAAAAAUGCAGCUGAAAUCGCGAUUUUUCUAUUCUUGAUUUUCGUCUUGUAUUAUUCUGAAGAAUUAAAAGACGGUGUUAUCAAAAAUAUUAAUAUUUUUACUAUACAUAAUUUCGCGAGGCAAAAGUGGCGCGAAGUGUGGCUGCAUGACAUUUAUGCGAAUAGAGAACACACUUUUGCAUUGAUUAACCUAUGAAUGUAUACAAAAUUGCAUUGUUUGAAAAAAAUCUAAUUCUUCAAGACUUAUUACUAAUUAAUUAUCGUUUUGAGAAAUUAGUGAUAAAUAAAAUAUAAAGGAACGCGCAAAUAAAUUAUUAAGACAGCGAAUGCUGAAUAAAAAUUCAUGGUGGACAUUGAAUAUUGUUAUCUAUUACGAUGUUGACGUAUGGUUGAAAGAAUGUGUACAUUAUUUACUCCUUUGUGCCAUGACAAUUAAUUUUUCGUAACAUGUCAGAACCAGCGGAGGUGUUACAAAUAAAUAAAUGUGUCUUAUCAAAAUUGUGGUACACUUCUCUUAUCCUUUACCAAGAAAUUAAUAGCGAUCAAUUUCUUUCCCAUCAAAGUGAUACUGAAUCGUUGAUCGAAAACUUAAUUUAUGCUAAAAGUAAAAGUCAACAAUGGAUUAUUCAAAUAUUGUUGCAAAAGUUUAUUGGCAAUGUCGCCUCAAACAUUAUAAAUGUAAGGAAUUAUCACAAUUAUAUGGAAAUGCUACAGGCUUUGCAUUUAUGUCAACAUUUGACGACGCACAUAGAGAAAUUGUUGAUGGUAUACGAAAUGAAUUCAAAGCUGACAACUGCGGAAGUACUUGAAAUGCUACACAAUGAAUGUUUUGCAUUUUUGAAACAAAAUGCUGACAGUAAUCCAAAUGUUGUAUGUUGGAUCAUUAAUGAAUUAUUAUCAUUAUAUUUUGAUAUAUCGCCCACUGUUGUUCAUAAUUUGGAAGAUUUUUAUGUGUCACUUGUAAGUGAAUUAUUAGAAAGAGAAUCAUCGAAACAACAAUUAACCGAUAAUCUUCUUGGUUGCACAUUAUGCAUUCUGUCGAAAGUGAAUAUAAUUGAAUCUAAUAGAAUUGAAUGGUUCAAAUUGUGUUUUCCUACAUUGUUGAAAGUAUGUAACAUCCAAGAUAUUGAACUUGCAUUAUAUUCAAGAGUAGAGAGGACACCUUUUAACGCAUGGCGUACCUUUUUCAAUGAAACAUGUGCACAUUCUAGAGUUAUUGAAAGUCUGGACGAUGCAUUAAAAAUUCAAGAAGUAUUAUUUGAUUGUACUUCUACCGAUGUACUAGUUGUAAAUAAAAAUAAUCUUAUAGAAAGAGUAGUUAAUACAAAACUACACUGGACAACAGACAUUUUGGAUAUUUGUUAUAUUUUAAUGACGAAUGGAAAGUACGACAAUGUCUCAUCAAUAUUAAACUCUAAAAUAUUCUAUAAUUUUUGGCCAGUUUUGUUAUUUAAAGUUUUAGAUGCUUCUACAAACGAAAAAAUUAUUUCAAGUGAAAAUCAAGAACAUCAUACAGUUAUAUGUGAAACAAUUAAAUACUUAAGAUUAAAAUGUGAUUUUGAUCGAUUUCAUGAUACCAGUUUACAAAAAUUUAAUAUGGCAUUAAAAAAAUGUAUUAAAGUUAUGGAAUACAUUAUUAAUCAGACAAAAGAUAUUUCCAACUUUAAUAAUGAUAAUCAAAUUCUAGAGUCAGUUAAACAGAGAAUUUCUGUAAAGCAGAUAUUAGAGCUUCUAUUGCAGUUUAAUUGUUUAUUAGUACUGAAGACUACAACAAAUAUUCAUGAGCAACAACACAAUGCAAUAAAAAACUUAUUGGAAGAUCUUUCCGAACCUAUGGAUACUUUACAUGCGUACUAUAGCAUGUUCAGUGCUCUGAAGGCACUUUUAUUAUGCGAUACUUAUGAUACAAAGCAAAAUGUCAUUACGUGCCAUUUCACAGACAUGACAUAUUACGUACAAAGUAUAUAUCCGCUUAAUAUACGGAUAGAUGUAAUAAAGAAUAUAUUUUCGUUAUUGUUUUUAAGACAUGAACACUUUGAUCAGCCGCAAAAGAAUUAUGAUACUGAUGACACAAGUAUCUUAUGUGAACAAACAAAAUUUGAGAAUAAGUUAUCGGAACAAAAUUCUACAGGGUUCUUUUGUAACAAAUAUGCCGUAAGAGAUAUGUUAUUCCAUUUGAAAGAAAUCAUGUUAGUCACAGAAAGGGAAUUCACAAAUGUAAAACAUGAAAAUGGCUGUACAAACGCAGAUCAAAUUCAAAAAGACAUCUCAUUUAUCAAUGCAGCAAUCGUGGACGCUGAGUGGAGAUUAGAACUUUAUACAAAUUCACAAUUUGUGGAGAACAUCAAUAUAUGUAAAGAUGUGAACAAACAUUCUUAUGCUAAACUUAAAGUUCAAUUAGAUGGAAAACUGAUUUCAAAUCGUUUUAAACAACAUGUAUUUUUUCAUCAAAAAGAUAGCACAUCUAACAGUAUAAAAAUUGGAUCUGAUAGUAGCUCAGAAUCAGAACCAAUACACAAUAGAUGGAGGAAACGAUCUAAAAAUACACUACAACCAAUGGAUGUUACAACAACCAAAGAUACAGCAUACAAACAAUUAUUUGUAAACUUUAUGCUAGCAACUAAAGGAAGCCUGGUUAUUCAAUGUUUAUGGAAAAACGAUUAUGACAAAGCAAAGGAAAUUAUAGAGGCAUCUAACUUGAAAAAUACUGAGCUGAAUGGAGAACUGCAAUUUUCAAAAGCACUGUGCAUAUUUAGAGAAAACAUUUGUAAACAAACAAAUACAUUACAAGAUAAAGAUGUAUCUAAACAGAACUUACAAUCUGCUACAUUAGAGAAUUUAAGACAAGUUGUACAGGAAGGAAUACUUUCUUCUAGACAAACUAGUCAACUUGAAACUUUUUUAGCAUCCCAAGAAAUUAAUUUGCGAAUGUUGAGCAUGGAUCUUCUUAGUAGCAACGAAAUAUUUGCAAUAUGUGUGUUAGAUCUUGCUUUAACUAUGAGUCAGACUUAUUCCAUCUCAAGCAAUCUUUGUGAUGUCGCAUUGAAAUAUUUGAAACUAUCUAAAACAUUCGACAAUACAGAAUACGAGCAUUUCUUUCUUAAGAUUUAUCAAUUGUUACACGAAAACAAAGAAGAGUUUACUGUAGAAAAUAUACUUUGUGAUGCAAAAGUUUUAUUAAGCACGAAGGAGUUCAAAGCGAAAGAAGACUUCUGGACUGAUAUAGCAAUUAAACAUCAAGAGUUUAAAGAAUCACAAACGAAUAAAGAUACAAUUAGUAAAGUCCUAAAGAAUAGUAAUUAUUUAUCAGGUUUAAAAAUUCUGGGCAAGAUAGUUGUCUCUCCCAGCGAUACUCGUAAAUAUGUACAAAUUAUUUAUUCUCAUUUAAAACUUUUACAUGCAAUUAUUCCGAAUGAUCAUCAGAUACUCACAGUUUCCGAUUUAUUAAGAAAUCCGCUGCAUUAUUACUUUGGUUAUCAAAUUUUUGAUCUUAAAAUUGAACUAGAUAAACUCGAAUCAAUUGCACAUAAUUUGCAAGUUAAUUUAGUAUACAGCAUUCUUAAAAAUGCUUGUCCUAUACAAUUGUGUGAAAAAAAUAUUAAAAAGCCUGUCAAGACUAAAGAAAAUGGAUAUAUUAUAUUGAAUAAGGAAUUAAGUGAAACGGAUUUAGAUCAUAAUACACAAGGUCCAAAUGAAUGCGUUUCAGAGAUACUAACAGAACUUUUGGAAAUCUUGCAAAGUAUGAAUGUGGACCAAUUUUCCUUGAAUGACAACGUUUGUGAAUCAAUUUUGAAGCAUCCAAAUAUUCGAAAUGUAUUGAGUAAAACAUCUCGUCUUGUGAGACUAGAUCUAAGUGAAUUAUCCAUGGGAGAUGAAACAUUGACGUUUCUUUUGAAUACAUGGAAUCUUAUGUUUCUUCAUGCUAGCUUAACUAUCUGGGCAUAUAAUCCUCCCUUCAAUAAUUUACAACAAGCAGUUUCAUUGAUGUCAAUUGGUUAUUUAAUCGGAGAUUUGGGUUUAGUAACACUUGCCGCACUCAGAUCAAAAUUACUUAACAACGUUAUGUUGAAUAAUAAAUUUUUCAUGGAACUUGAAGAACUUAACGAACCAAUAUGGCAAGAUCUAGACAUUACUCAUGAUCCAAAACUGAUUUUCAUAAUGAUCAGUGAAUUUUAUGGAACACCUUGUGUCCGAGUUUUUCAUCCAAGAAUGAUAAAUGAAAGUUUGAAGACAGCUCCCCAGGAAUAUCUCGAUUAUUAUUCAUCGAGAUUUGAAGAGACUGAACAAAAUAUGGAAAAGAAAACAACAAUCUUUCUGCCUGAUAUUGUAAAACAAUAUCAAAAUAUUAUUUCUAAUAAUAUGAAGAAUGAUACACACAAUAUUCACGAUAGCGAAAAUUUAUUAAUUGAUGAUUAUUUUAAGCAUUUAAAAAAAAAUGCAAUAAUUCAAUAUAUACCACCUUCGAAUUCGUACAAUGUAAUAUUAAACUACACAUAUUUAUCCUAUACACAUACUGAAAGAAAUGCUAAUCCGGAGAAGAACAUGCAGAAAGCUGACUCUUUACGAACAAGUUUGCUACAAUAUUUAGAGAGUUAUUGUUGGGUUAUAUCUUAUCUUGUACGAAGAAUAUAUAACGAGAAUCCGACUAUUUUGGAAAGCAACUGUGAUCAUUUAAAACGGACUGCUUGUCUUGAAAACUUGUUGAAUUCGUCUUGGGUCAAAGAUAUGAAAUCUCUUUUUGAAAAUAAUGAAGCUCUAGCAGCUAUUAUUGAAAUAGUACCGACACAAAAUUUGUGGUCGCAUUUUGAAACAACUUUAGAAGAAAAUGAAUGGCAGAAUUGCUUGAAACUUCUAAAUGCUUUGCCAGACAAUCUGAUCACAAGUACAGAAUUACAAUAUUUUAAAGAUAAAAUUCUCAGCUAUAUUGCCUCCAAAGAAGACACCAAAAUAUUGCAAUGCAUAUAUCAAAUUAAAGAUAUCUAUAUUUUAAGUCAAACAGUAUUACAUAAUAUCAAUAAAUGGAACGUGAAUGUUUGUGUAGAUGCUUUACUACAUUCGGUGCAUCAUGUGGACACUUACAAAUUGCCUGCACACUGUAAAUUGCAAUUAAAAGAAAUCUUACAUAGAAUACUUAUACUUCACAGAAUACUUCCAUAUUGUACAUCAAAGUCGGAUAGCACUUGUUACAAUAUUGCUUAUUGUACAGAUGAGAUCAAUUCAUUUCAAAUUAUUAAAUCAUUAAUAAGUGCAAAUAAAUUCGAAUUAUGUUUGGAAUGGUUAGAAAGCCAAGCAUUCUCUUUAGAAAUAGAUCUUUCUAUGGAGCAAGACUUUUUGAUAGGCCUCCUAAAAAGUGAAUCUCUAAACUUCAAACAAACAUCAAAGUUUCUUCAAGCUUUACCUUUGAAACAGUCGGUUAAAUUAUGCGAGACAAUAUUAAAGAAACUAGACUCUAUCGAGCCAAUGCAAUUUAUUUGCAAUUAUUUGUUAGAGCAUUGCAAAGCAACUGAGACCGUCAAAUAUAGAAAAACCUUAAUAGGGAUUGAAAUUUUACAUAUGUUAGAGACUCAGGAAAGAGCCUCGCAUAUUCAUCUUAUAAGUGAACCAUUAAUAAUGUUAGAACAAUUAUUAAUGAAUUGUAAAUUUGAAAGUGUUCAGAAAAUACUAAACAAAAUUACAAAUAAAUUGGCGCAAGUGGACAUUUCGAGGGACGAUUUCGAUAAGAUUAUAAGAUUUUAUGCUCAGAAAUCAUUGGAUUGUCGUGUUUCUUUGCAAUGUGAUUCUGUUGAUGGCAAAUUGAAACAGACACAGAAUUUAGAAAUGGAAAAUAACGAAUUCGUUAUGCCUAUUCUUGUUCCUACUAAAGAAGAAUGGAUACCUAAUGACAAAGCUAGAAAAUGCAGUUGUUGCAAGACUGUUAUAUUUUCCAUGUUCAACAGACGACAUCAUUGUCGUAGAUGCGGUCGUGUUAUUUGUGGUCAAUGUUCUCAGCAUCGAAUGCAAGUGUCUAGUUAUCCGCCUUCCGUAUUAGUACGUGUUUGUAAUGAUUGCAAACGACUGACAGUGCUACAAAUGCGAGCACAACAAGGGUCACCAUCUACUACUAGUAGCGAAACCUUUGAUUGUUGGAAAUUGACGACUGACAAGAAGCAUAAUGAAUCUAUUAAAGAAGAAUUUUCAUUUGAGUAUGCGCCGAACAUUUCUUUGUGUCUAGCCAUACUUAAUUUACAUUCUGAUCAUAAAACGUACACCAGUUUCUUGUUCGAUCGCUGUGACGAGAUGAAACAUCUUUUACAACCUGUUACCGGAGGAAAAGUAAAUCCAGAAGUAGAUCAUACUGUUAUCAUCAAAAUGAUACGUUCCCUCUUAGUUGCUGCUAAGGUUAAAUGUGCCAAACUUGGUCUCAAUAGCGGACUUAUACACUGUGAUCGUUUUCUGUCACAGGUAGAUCUCAUUGCCAGUUUAGUACAGUUCGACUGUCUGCAUUUCAUACCUUCGGACAAUUUGCAUGGGCAUGCCUUGAGAAAACUCAGAGAUCUACUAAUCGAAAAAGAACAAUGGGUCCUCGCAUUAGAUGUAAGUACCAAAGCAGGAUUGGACACUCAAGGCGUCUGGGCAACUUGGGGUAAAACAUGCUUAAAAGUAGGAUACUUCGAUGAGGCUAGAGAGAAGUUCGCCCACUGUCUUGAUAAAAUUCAACACGAAGAAUUCGACGAUUGGGUAAUCCUAUCAUAUUCAAAAGAUUCAAUGACUGAAAUCAGAAGAAGAGAUCAGGAGUCAAUAGCUGCAAAUAGAAUUGAUGAGGAUAUAGAAAUUACAAUGGACGAGUUAAACGUAAGAAAAACAGAAAUCUCCAAAAAUCGUCCGUUAAAAGAUCCGCCACUACUAACAGAGAUUCAACAAAUAUUGGACAAUUUGAGUACAUACAAGCAAUAUGUACAAUAUCCCCAUCAGUACAAAUCUAAUGCUCCGCAAGAAAUAUCAAUUGCCUUCGGAUAUCUUAAAGUGACAAAUCAAGGACAAACAACUCCCAAAAAUGCAUUUUCAGCCAUGCAACAGUUUUAUUACUACGAGAGUCUUUAUUAUCUCUUAAUGUAUGGAAGUCUGAAUUCAAUUUUGGAAUUCUUUUUAAAACACAAUCAAUUUCACGAAUGCUUAACGUUUACUUUAAAAAAUGACGUAGAACCCGAUUUAUUUUUCAAUGGAAUCUAUUUAUACUGUUUAAAGACCGGAGACACUGAAAAACUUCACGAAGCAAUGAAAAAUCAAGAUUCCAGCCUGCUAAUUUGGAAAAAAUAUUUAAUACACGUCUGUUACAGCUUAGAAAAGAAACAAUAUCUACAUAUUUUGUAUCAAUUGCAGCUGUUUAUGAAAGACUCUAUACGCGCCGCAAUGACAUGCAUCCGAUUUUACCGCAAUGAAGUAACUAACUAUUCAGAUUUAUGCGCUAAAGGGCACUUUUUGCUUGAGGCUCAGAAACACUUGGAGUCUGAGCUGCAAAUUGAAAGUUUAAACAGGAAAAGGAAAAAAAGUACAAGUUCCAUACACAGUAAUCAGGGGAUUUUAACAAUGGAAAUGCAACCUCCCGAGAUAGAUAAACAUAUAAAUACCAUCUCUAGACAAAUGGAAAUUGCAAAAUUUUUAGCAACCUGCGAGAAAGAGGGAAGAACGCCUGUUCAGUUUUUGAAUUUGUUUCCGAAUACAGAUUCUGACAAUGGUAUAGCUACUGAACUACCAACUCUAUUUGGCAAUCAGCAGCAGAAAAUAGACCUGGCUGUUCUAGCCAUUCUCUGUGGGCGCAACAUUGAAGAAGGAUUUGGGAUUGCAUUCAGAAUAAUGCAAGAUUACAAUCUACCACAACGGAAAGUGUAUUCUUUAGCUGGUCAUAUCUUGACACUGAAAUGCGAUAUUCCUGGAAUAGAGCAAUUGAUUAAAUGUUGUCAUACUUCUGGAGUAUCAAACUCAUACUUCAUUUCAGAUUAUGUUCUGACACACUGUGUAAAAUUAUUGUUGAACCGAGAGCAUGGUGAAAUGGAAUCAGCUGUUAAAAAUGAUGUUCAUAUCCUAAUCAGAUUGAUAACCGAUAUAGAACUCAAAAUAAAUGCAUAUAUUGAGUGCAAGCACUUGAAGACUGCAUAUUUAUUGGCUGUUAAUCAUUCAAGAGCUCAAGAUAUAAGAAAAAUUUUGAAAGAAUCUGAUAGACUUGGACAAACUACCGUUAAAGCGAUAUGCAUAAAAUGGCUUCAGCAAGAACCAAAAUCAUGACUCUAGACUAUUUCGUAAAAGUAAGUAAUAUAUACUUAUGUUCCUUUAUUAUAUUAGUCUUUGAAAAUUUAAAAAAAA